Molecule: messenger RNA, 2220 nt
Organism: Musca vetustissima
Lineage: Eukaryota; Metazoa; Arthropoda; Insecta; Diptera; Muscidae
Exons: 2
Source: RefSeq, a predicted model, not a curated record
AAUGCCAGUUAGUGGUUUUGAAUACACCACCAGACCCUAUAGCUCCUUUCGAGGACCUAGGGGUAGUUGUGCCAUGCAGCAUCAUACCACAGCUACAUAUUUACGACAACAACCGACAACAAAUUCGGCUCAUCACUCCCAUCAUAAUUGCACCAAAAUAUCUUUGAAUGGUGGCAACCCUUUACAGACUUCCUCUUCAGCCAGUUCCAUAGCACCCAUGCGCACUAGUUUUUAUGGUACCCGUUAUAACCACAAAGUGGCCCCUAGUGGGGGAGAUCUUACAAAAAAUUCCAACUCAAAUGGUGGUGGAUCGGUGACCACAUCCUCCACCACCACGGUGAGUGUUAAACCUCUAACCCCAAAGUUGGUGAAACGUAUCGAAACAACCUGCUCUCAAACACAUAACAAGGCUCGUGAUCCCAAUCCACCAACAGCAGCAGCAGUGACAUCCACGUCAUCCUCCACAACAACAACAAAUGGUGUUAACUCCACCCCACCCACUGCCCAUAAACAGUAUUUAAGGCCACGUAAUUUACCACCCACACCCCCUCAAAGGAAGUCCUCAAAUUUCGAUAGGUUCCAUCAGACCAAUUUAAGUAUUCGACAAAAGACUAGCAGCAGCAGUAAUGCCAACAACACGAACACCACACAUGCCAAUUGUUCAUCUGCCAUCAGUUCCAGUAAUGGUUCACAAGAAUCCCUAAUACCCAAGGCGAUCCCCACUUCGAGUGUAAGCACCCAGAAACGGGCCUAUGCCAAUACGGUGAGUAAAAUCGCCAAGGAAAAUCAACCCAAGGAACUAACACAAAAUGGAUCUCAUCAUAAUGGACCGGCCAAGUCCAUUAAAUCCUAUCCAGCCCCCUUACCACCCACAGCCUCGUUUCGCAGGAAAUGUAAGGAGGAGUCCUCCGCUUCGCCUAAUUUAAAUCAGCGACGUUUCAUAUCAAGUGUGGGCAUCAAUUCCUUUAAUGCCAGCUGUAAUGCCAAGGCCUUGCCAUCACCGGCCAUGGGACAGCGUAACCGGACAACUACAACUGCUCAUAAUUCCUCAGCUGCCCCGGGUACCCCCACAUUUGGGCGCAAUAAACCCACAACUGCUUCCACAACAAGGAGUAUCGGCGCAUCCUCCUCCAACUAUGGACAAAAUAAAAAUUAUUCCCACAGUCACCAGCAGCAUUCAUCGAUAAUGGCCCACAAAACUGGCAGUACUGGUAGUAAUAGUUCUUCAAAUCAAUCGAGUGGUUCUCAGGGUUCACCCAAGUCCAAGAAAGCCUUCUCAACGAAAUUCCCUCAGGGUUUGCCUUUUGAAGAUGAGUUCUAUCGGCGUAAUCGUUCCUAUUCGCAAUCCUCUUCAAGCAACUACAGCUUCUAUAGUUCCAAUGGCGGGGGAGGUGGGCGCACAGGUGAUAAUGCCACCACACCUCCAACUCCUCGGGAUUAUGACGAGGCCGAGGAUGAUGAAUUCCAGCGGAAACCCUCCAAUGAUGAACCACUCUAUGUUGACUUUACCAAGGUCAUCAAUCAUCAUCAACACAAAACAACGAAUGGCCGGAUAUCUCCACAAACCACCUGGAUAGGUGGCCCCGGAAAUACCAGCAAACUCAUUACCAACCCCUCAACGAAUUAUGAUUCUAGUCUAAAUUCACCUCAUUCGCAACGACGUUGCAGUCACCUCUUGAGCAACUCCUCAAACACCUAUCAACACAAUCAUGCGAACAAUUCGACAGAUACUCUGAACACUUUGGCGACGGCAAAUUCGACAACCUCGCUACGUUCUAGAACGAAAUAUUCCACCUGUAUCAACGAUUAUCUCUACGCUAGUAAUGGUAAAUUGUCCAACAAUGUGGCAACUCCGCCAGCUAGUGAUAGUAGAAAAUCUCUUUUAUAUUCUUCGAAAUAUUUGGAUCCUUAUCAUCAAGCCGAUAAUGGUUAUUAUACCCAUGCUUCACCAGAUUCUUCGCCACCACCACCAUCCACCUCAUCUCAUCAGACGGACAUCUAUAAGGCUGUUGCAUCGUGGGCUCCAAAAUGUUCACAUCCGACUAAGGUUCGAAUACCAUCAUCAUCAUCGGCUGCCGAUUCGAACAACAACAAUCAGAAAGAGGAUUAUAUCAAACACCGUUAUUUGCCACAACAUGAAAUUGCAGAUAAAUAUUAUGUGUCACCCUGUAUUAUCGACAAGUCGGAUGAUGUUUUGGAGUCCACGAAUCGUGAGUAUAG